This is a messenger RNA of Morone saxatilis (striped sea-bass), 266 nucleotides long. Its product is annotated as solute carrier family 13 member 2-like. Lineage: Eukaryota; Metazoa; Chordata; Actinopteri; Moronidae. Gene Ontology annotation, biological process: citrate transport; monoatomic anion transmembrane transport. The record is from RefSeq and is a predicted model, not a curated record. Gene Ontology annotation, cellular component: membrane. Gene Ontology annotation, molecular function: citrate transmembrane transporter activity; sodium:dicarboxylate symporter activity; succinate transmembrane transporter activity.
GAGGCGGCCUGUGCUUACGUCAUAGCCCUCAUGGCGGUGUACUGGUGCACUGAGGUUUUGCCGCUGGCGGUGACGGCGCUGCUGCCGACCAUCCUGUUCCCCGUCCUCGGCAUCAUGGAGUCCAAAGACGUGUGUAUGGAGUACCUGAAGGACACCAACAUGCUGUUUGUGGGUGGUCUAAUGGUGGCCGUGGCCGUGGAGCACUGGAACCUCCACAAACGCAUCGCGCUCAGAGUGCUGCUGUUGGUUGGGGUCCGACCCGCCAU